AAGAAACAGUGAAAACAAAAUGUUUUUCUUCUGCGUAAACAAAAUGUAGCCACCAUCGCAAGAGGCCACCUCGACCCGGAACGAUUUCCCUUGUUGUAAUGCGUGGCCUCGGACUGCGGUCAGUCGCCGGUUCAAGGUUCGGUCAAUUUACAGCAGAACGAAUGAGUUCGCUCGGAAUCAAGGAUCAUCAAGGACUUGGCUGAAUAAAACAGUCACCAGCCGCGGAAAAAAACAUGCCGGAGACGGAGACAGCGGGAGUCGAGGGGAAAUCGGAGCUUGUUUUCUUCGUCAAUGGCAGAAAGGUUGUGGACCAGGAUGUUGACCCAGAGAUGACCCUAUUGACCUACCUCAGGACAAAAUUGCGCCUGACAGGAGCGAAGCUGGGCUGCGGGGAGGGAGGCUGUGGAGCCUGUACUGUCAUGGUGUCCAGGUACAGCCAGGCACAGGGGAAAGUGCUCCACCUUGCCGUGAACGCCUGCCUCGCUCCCAUCUGCUCCCUACACGGCGCGGCUGUCACCACAGUGGAGGGGAUCGGCAGCACCCGGACCAGACUGCACCCUGCACAGGAGAGACUAGCGAAGGCCCACGGGUCCCAGUGUGGGUUCUGCACCCCGGGGAUCGUCAUGUCCAUGUACACCUUACUGCGCAACCACCCCUGCCCAGACAUGGACCAGUUGGAGGCAGCCUUUCAGGGUAACCUGUGCAGGUGUACUGGCUACAGACCAAUCUUGGAGGGAUACAAGACUUUCACCAAGGAGUUCCAGGGCUGCUGUGGAGGCAUGGCUGGGAACGGCUGCUGCCGUAACAUUCAAAAUGGGCAGGCAGCCAAUGGGCACGCAGAGAAUGGGCAGGCAGCCAAUGGGCACGCAGAGAAUGGAGAGGCAGCCAAUGGGCAUGUGGCCAGUGGAAAUGCUGGGAAUGUCUCCACUGAGUUGUUCCGGGUGUCAGAGUUCAGGCCCCUUGACCCCACCCAGGAGCCAAUCUUCCCACCAGAGCUGAUGAAAUCUGCGGGUGGUGAUCAAACAACUCUGAAGUUUGUUGGAGAGCGAGUCACUUGGAUCAAACCUGCGACUUUCAAGGAGGUUCUGGAACUGAAGACAAAGUUUCCACAGGCCAAGCUGGUGGUCGGGAACUCAGAAGUUGGUGUUGAGGUGAAGUUUAAGAACUGUGAAUACCCCCUGAUCAUCGCACCUGCACACCUGCCUGAGAUCAACUUCCACAGGUACACCGAACACGGCAUCACAUUUGGAGCCGGAUGCACACUUACCUACCUCAAUGACACUCUGACAGAGGCCAUAGCUGAUCUUCCAGAACAUCAGACCAGACUGUUUGCUGCCAUAGUGGAGAUGCUGAGGUGGUUUGCUGGAUACCAGAUCAGGAAUGUUGGGUGCAUCGGAGGGAACAUUGUGACGGCCAGCCCUAUCUCUGACCUGAACCCCAUCUUCCUGUCAGCCGGCUGCACAGUGACGGUGGCGUCCCACCAGGGAGGCAGCCGAGUGGUCAGGAUGGACCACGACUUCUUCCCCGGCUACAGGAGGACCGCUCUUACUCCUCAGGAGGUCAUGGUGUCUUUGGACGUUCCUUUCACCAAGGAGAAUGAGUACUUCCUGGCGUACAAGCAGGCCCGGAGGAGGGACGAUGACAUCGCCAUCGUGAACGCCGCGUUCCGCGUCCGGUUUGAGGAGGGGACAAACGUUAUCCGUGACAUCGCGCUGUCCUUUGGAGGAAUGGCUCCCACCACCGUCAUGGCUUGCAACACAGCCAACAGGCUCACAGGACUGAAGUGGGACAACGAUCUUCUCCCCGAGGCCUGCUCGAGUCUGGAGGACGACAUGCCGCUGCCCCCGUCUGUCCCCGGAGGAAUGGCCGAGUUCCGCCGAACCCUCACCACCAGCUUCUUCUUCAAGUUCUUCCUGUCUGUUCAGCAGAGGCUAAACAUCAAGGAUGUCCCCCCGCCCUACAGGAGUGCCUGCAGCCUGUACCACAGAGAGCUGGCACACGGAUCACAGAUGUACCAGGAAGUUCCUGAAGGUCAGGCCCAGGAGGAUACUGUAGGGCGUCCCAUCAUGCACCUGUCAGCGCUGAAGCAUGCAACAGGAGAGGCCGUGUACACGGACGACAUGCCGCCCUUACAGGGUGAGCUCUAUGUUGGACUGGUGCUCAGCAAAAAGGUUCAUGCCAAAAUUCUCUCAUUUGACCCGAGUGCGGCCCUACAGAUGCCAGGUGUGGAGAUGUUUGUUGGUGCUGAAGACGUGCCCGGAUCCAACAUCACCGGAGUAGUGAUGGACGAAGAGGUGUUUGCCUCUGAGAAGGUGACCUGUGUUGGGCAGGAAGUUCCUGAAGGUCAGGCCCAGGAGGAUACUGUAGGGCGUCCCAUCAUGCACCUGUCAGCGCUGAAGCAUGCAACAGGAGAGGCCGUGUACACGGACGACAUGCCGCCCUUACAGGGUGAGCUCUAUGUUGGACUGGUGCUCAGCAAAAAGGUUCAUGCCAAAAUUCUCUCCAUUGACCCGAGUGCGGCCCUACAGAUGCCAGGUGUGGAGAUGUUUGUUGGUGCUGAGGACGUUCCCGGAUCCAACAUCACCGGAGUAGUGAUGGACGAAGAGGUGUUUGCCUCUGAGAAGGUGACCUGUGUUGGGCAGGUAGUAGGUGCCGUGCUGGCAGACACACAGGCACAUGCGCAACGGGCAGCUAAAGCAGUGGCCGUGCAGUAUGAGGACCUGGAACCCAAAAUCAUCACCAUUGAGGAUGCAAUUCUGCACCAGUCGUUCUUCCAUCCCAUCAACAAGAUAGAGAAGGGCAAUCUGGAGGAGGCUUUUGAGAAGGCUGACCAGAUGCUGGCAGCCAAGGCCCUGGGCGUCCCUGCAAACAGGGUGGUCUGCCGGGUGAAGAGGAUUGGUGGGGGAUUUGGAGGGAAGGAGACACGAAUAUGUGUUCUUAGUUCAGUCUGCGCUGUAGCAGCUCACAAGGCUCAGCGGCCAGUGAGGAUCAUGUUGGACAGAGAUGAGGAUAUGAUGAUGAUAGGAAAGAGGCAUCCUUUCCUCAGCAGAUACAAGGUUGGGUUCAUGAAUGACGGGAGAGUUGUGGCACUGGACAUCAGUCUGUACAGUAAUGCAGGGAACUCUCAAGAUGUGUCCAUAGGGGUUAUGAGACGAGCCUUGUUACACUCCGACGGCGGUUACACCAUUCCCAAUGUCCGGGCUGUUGGCUACGUCUGCAAGACAAACACGGUAUCCAACACAUCAUUCCGAGCAUUUGGAGUUCCGCAGGCACUUUUUAUGGCAGAGAGUUGGAUUUCUGACGUGGCUAUCAAGUGUGGCAUCUCACAAUUCAAGGUGCGAGAGGUGAACAUGAACAGGGAGGGAGACCUGACUCACUACAACAUGAAGCUGGAGCGGUGCCAGAUGGAGCGUUGCUGGCAGGAGUGUGUGAAGAAGAGUGACUUCCACACCAGGCGCAGACAGGUCAACAGGUUCAACGGGGAGAACAGGUGGAAGAAACGUGGCUUGGCAGCCAUCCCAAUCAAGUAUGGUAUCGGCUUUGGAUUACAUCUUGACCAGGCUGGUGCCCUGGUGCACGUGUACACAGACGGGUCCGUGCUGCUGACCCACGGUGGAACAGAGAUGGGGCAGGGUCUGCACACCAAGAUGGUGCAGGUGGCCAGCAGGGUGCUGAGGAUCCCCACCUCCAAAAUCCACAUCACCGAGAUGAGCACCAACACUGUGCCGAACGCCUCUGCUACUGCUGCCAGUGUCAGCUCUGAUAUCAACGGAAUGGCAAUCAAGCUUGCCUGUGAGACUAUCCUGCAGCGACUGGAGCCGUACAUGGGGAAGGGCUCCUGGGAGGACUGGGUGCGGGCGGCGUACUUCGACAGAGUCGGUCUGUCAGCAACUGGCUUCUACAGGACCCCAGGACUUGAUUAUGACAUGCAGAAGAACGAAGGGAGGCCGUUUAACUACCUCUGCUACGGAGCAGCCGUGUCAGAGGUCGAGAUUGACUGCCUCACUGGAGACCACACGGUUCUGCGCACAGACAUUGUGAUGGACGUGGGAGACAGCCUGAACCCUGCUAUAGACAUUGGACAGAUCGAGGGAGCGUUUGUGCAGGGCUACGGCCUGUUCACCAUGGAGGAGCAGGUCUACUCGCCUGAUGGGGUGCUGUACUCGCGAGGACCCGGCAUGUACAAAAUUCCCGGCUUUGCCGACAUCCCCGUCCAACUCAACGUGUCCCUGCUGAGAGGCGCGCCCAACGACAAGGCAAUCUUCUCAUCCAAGGCUGUAGGAGAGCCUCCACUCCUCCUGGCUUCGUCUGUCUUCUUCGCCAUCAAAGACGCCGUCUCCUCUGCCCGGGCGGACGCGGGGCUGAAGGGCACGUUCCGCCUGGACAGCCCCGCAACGGCCGAGCGCAUCCGCAUGGCCUGCCAGGACCAGUUUACUGCACAGUUCCCUGCAGCUGAACCUGGAAGCUUCACACCCUGGGCCAUCAGGCUUUAGGAGGCGCCAUCUGUGCAAAACUCAUGAAAAAGAACUUGCACAUGUUGCCGGCAGCAGCAACAGCAACACAACUCCUGGCUUCAUUCUUGCACCUUUGGUGCAUCGACUUCUGUACUUUUUGAACCCUUCAAUGCUUAAUAGAUGAAUGUCAAGCUUGGUAAGAAAUAAUUGUAAAAAGAGAAUGUUCCAAACAAGCUUGGACACUAGAGAUUAUUUUCUGUAAAUUUUAUGUAAUUGAGUGGUUAUUAUC
Messenger RNA from Branchiostoma belcheri (Belcher's lancelet), 4743 nucleotides. RefSeq names its product xanthine dehydrogenase/oxidase-like. The transcript is spliced from 38 exons. Gene Ontology annotation, molecular function: xanthine dehydrogenase activity; 2 iron, 2 sulfur cluster binding; iron ion binding. Lineage: Eukaryota; Metazoa; Chordata; Leptocardii; Amphioxiformes; Branchiostomatidae. Bases 234 to 4493 code for a protein of 1419 amino acids. The record is from RefSeq and is a predicted model, not a curated record.